AUGGCCUUUGCAGUUUCAACCACAGCCCAGCGUUACGGGAAUGUUACUCUGGGUUCAUCAAUAACUGCAAACAAAGCAAAUUCCAGUUGGGUGUCACAUUCUGGAGAAUUUGCUUUUGGCUUCCAGCAGAUCAUUCCAGGGGGCUACUUACUGGGCAUCUGGUUCAACAAAAUACCUGAAAGAACCGUUGUUUGGUCUGCCAAUCGUGAUAAUCUCGUCCAAGAAGGAUCAAAAGUUCAACUAUAUGCAGAUGGAAAGUUUGAACUGACUGAUCCUAGUGGCCAUCGGAUAUGGGCCACUACGAUGUCUCAUGAUCGAGUGGCCUAUGGAGCCAUGCUUGACACCGGUAAUUUUGUGUUAGCUAACAAGAAUUCAGUUGUUUUGUGGCAGAGUUUCGAUGAGCCAACUGAUACAUUAUUACCAACACAGACACUGAAUAAAGAUGGGAAACUUGUUUCCAGCUUUUCUAAAACAAAUUAUUCAAGAGGGAGAUUCCUCUUCACAUUACAAAAUGAUGGAAAUCUUGUCUCUUACACCAGAAAUUUCCCCUUGGACGACGUGAUUUUUGCUUAUUGGUCAACACAAACUGUUGGUAGUGGCUUCAAGCUGAUCUUCAACCGGGUUGGUUACAUCUUUCUGGUAGCUGAAAAUGGAACUAUACUCAAUUAUUUGUCUUCAAACAAGGCCUUGACUAGUGAAUUUUACCAGAGAGCAAUAUUGGAUUAUGACGGGGUUUUCAGGCAUUAUGUCUACCCUAAGUCUUCCAAAUCAUCAGGCUCAAGAGCAAUGGCGUGGUCUACUAUAAAUUUCAUACCUACGAAUAUAUGCUUGCGCAUAACACAAGAUACUGGCAGUGGUGCCUGUGGUUUUAACAGUAUCUGCUCUUUUGGAACUGAUCAAAUUCCAAAGUGUGACUGCCCUUUUGGUUACUCUAUCAUAGAUCCAAAUGAUAGGAUGAGUGGAUGCAAACCGAAUUUCGCUACACAAAAAUGUGAUGGAGAGGCACGUGGAAUGAACCAUUUUAGAUUCACUGAUAUGCCCAACACAGAUUGGCCUCUCUCCGAUUAUGCAUACUUUCGGGUAGUAACAGAAGAUUGGUGUCGACAGAAUUGCCUUGAUGAUUGUUUUUGUGCUGUUGCAAUUUAUAGAGACGAGAUGGUAAUUGUUGGAAGAGGAGAUAUCCUCUCUCCAAUGAGAGGGUUGAUUCUAAAAGAUCUUUUAGGCCUGAACAUAAGAAGAUUAAAUUUCAAAGAGCUACAAGUAGUAACAGAUGGAUUCAAAGAGGAAUUGGGCAGGGGCUCUUGUUCAAUAGUAUACAAGGAUAUUCUUAAGAAUGACAAUAUUGAAACAGUUGUUGCUGUGAAAAAAGUUGAAAAGAUGGCUACAAAAGGGGAGCAAGAAUUUAAAGUGGAAGUAUGCUCAAUUAGCAAAUCUACAUUCAAGAAUCUAGUUCAAUUGCUGGGAUAUUCUGAUGAGGGCCAGAACUAG
Olea europaea var. sylvestris is the source of this 1488-nucleotide messenger RNA. Its product is annotated as G-type lectin S-receptor-like serine/threonine-protein kinase LECRK1. The record is from RefSeq and is a predicted model, not a curated record. Gene Ontology annotation, biological process: protein phosphorylation. Lineage: Eukaryota; Viridiplantae; Streptophyta; Magnoliopsida; Lamiales; Oleaceae. Gene Ontology annotation, molecular function: protein kinase activity. The transcript is spliced from 4 exons. The coding region runs from base 1 to 1488 and encodes 495 amino acids.